UUUGUCGCCCUGGCACAAACAACUUUCUAGCACGAUGAUGGCGCCGCUUUGGCAGCAGAUCUGGCAGCCAGCCAGCCAAAGUAGCGCGGAUAUUCAACGGUGCUUUGGAUGGCUGUCCAAAACAAGCCACCUGAUGGACGUGAUCGUGGGAGAUGGUUUCUUAGUGGCGAGCGCUCCCUCACGGCUCUCUUUGGAAAUCAAUUUCAAGGAUCUUUCGGCAGCUUUUCCUGGGCUGGAGCUCAGCAAGAAGAAUGCACCUCUGUGCCGGGAGAGCGUGGAGGGCGUAGGCUCUGUUGGCAAGGUGACUGCCAGACCGCUCGAAGAGGCGCUGGUGAAGUAUCUCGCGUUGUCAGAGGCCGAAAAGUUGGAAGAGGACGUGCUACUUCCCAAACUCAAGUCCUUUGUGCUGACCAUGGGCUGGCCUGAUGAGGAUGCAGAGAGGAUUGUUGGCUCCAGGAAGGGUAACCUGCUGCUUGGCCCGGCUAAGCCGGUUCGCUGCGAAGCGCUCUGUGCAUCCUUUGCGUCGGCGGUUCAAAGUGGUCCUCUUUGUGAGCAGUCUGUAUGUGGAGUUCGUUUCGACGCCGAUGGCAUGGCUGCUGCCUCUGACUUCCGCGCAGCGCUUCUCUCGGCGCAGCCAGUGCUGCUGAGGCCGAUGGCAAGAGUCAACCUGCCGCACUGGGGUCUCUAUCAACAGAUGGAGCAGAGGACGUGGUUCUCCCCAAUUGAUUCCAGCGAGGGCUUGCCCGUCGGCUCGCUGCCCUUAGACAAGCUGUGGGACUUUCCACAACUGUCCAGCUGGGAGCUGCUGUGGUGGGACAAGCUGAGUGGCGAUGUUGAAGCUGUCCAGCAAGUACGCCAAGAGAAAGGCCUGCCUCUUGUGCCGCUUUGACCGCCUUGUACAAUGUACAGUGUGGGAUUCGCGAGGACAAAGCAGUAACCAUGUGUUGGUGGUUGUUUGGGACGUUCUUGUUUACCAAACAAUCACUUUUUUAUUUGUUUCGCUCCGCACACCAGCCUCGCAUAUCCGCCGCACGGGAUGGAUGGAUGGGUUGGAUUGGAUUGGAUGGGAUGGAUGGAUGGAGCCCUCCCCAAACGCGGGCGGUGCAGGGGAUGCAUGCGACGCACGAAACAACAACCAUUUCGGCGGGGAAGGAUUCCAUAUGAACACUGGACUCUCCUUUUGAGCCGCCUAGUCUGCAGCAAUCCUACGGACCCGCCAGAAGUCAUGA
Molecule: messenger RNA, 1229 nt
Organism: Effrenium voratum
Lineage: Eukaryota; Dinophyceae; Suessiales; Symbiodiniaceae
Source: the annotation of a GenBank genome assembly